Hydractinia symbiolongicarpus is the source of this 1870-nucleotide messenger RNA. Its product is annotated as D-aspartate oxidase-like. Gene Ontology annotation, molecular function: D-amino-acid oxidase activity; FAD binding. NCBI's taxonomy places the organism in Eukaryota, Metazoa, Cnidaria, Hydrozoa, Anthoathecata, Hydractiniidae. Bases 345 to 1376 code for a protein of 343 amino acids. The record is from RefSeq and is a predicted model, not a curated record. The transcript has 11 exons.
UUUAAUAGGAUUCCUCAUUUUAACAAGUUAUUUAAACUGACUUGAAAAAUAAUGUAGAUAAUAUAGAAUUAAGUUGCUGUGUUGCUUGUCUCCACGCUCUCAUAGACGCGUACUAGCUGUUCAUGAAUACCCUUUAUAAACCAACCAACACAAAAACGAUCCAAUCCAUUCUGCACAUGUUAUUUACUGGUUGUCUUAAAGAGUAUAUUUCACGUAUAUUUCCAUAUUUCUCAGAUUACAGUAAAUAAUGCAUUUUAAAAUACAACUUGUAAUUGUGUGAGCACAGAGAAGGAGAGCAAAGCGAGGGAGAACACAAUAUUGAGAAGGUUUGUUUCUCACUCAAGAUGAAAAUAGCAAUAAUCGGUGCCGGCAUUAUAGGAGUCUCCACUGCUUAUCGGUUGAAAACGACGUUUCCAGAUUUAGAUGUGACAGUCAUUUCGAAAGAUUUUUCACCCAAUACUGUAAGUGAUGUCGCUGCAGGAUUCUGGGAACCAUUCUGUUUUGGCAAAACACCUUUAGAUAAUGUUAUGAAAUGGUCAAAGGAGACAUACGACUUAGUGAUCGAGACAAUAAGGGAUGACCCAGACUCCGCAAAGUGUGGUUUUUCGCGUUGCCAUGGGUACAACCUUAGUGAAAACAAUAGCAUUGAGAUACCAUCCUGGACUAAAAUUGUACACGACUUCAAAGUUAUGUUUGAAGAAGAUUUAAAAGGCUUUCCAGAAUUUGCCAACUCAGGUUUCAGUUUUACUACUGUCUUCAUUGAACCGUUAAAAUACAUUCCUUGGCUCAGCAAAGGAUUUGAAAAACUCGGCGGUCGAUUUGUGCGCCAAACUGUGACGUCACUAGGUGAAGUUUGCAAUACCUAUGAUGUCAUUGUUAAUUGCACUGGGUUUGGAUCGAAAACGCUUCUUGAUGACAAUUUAAUGUAUCCAAUAAAAGGACAGGUCAUGAGGGUUAAAGCACCCUGGGUAAAAGAAUUUGUGAUAUAUGAGACCCAUGAUAGAGUGAGUUAUGUUUUACCAAAUCAAGAUUGGGUCAUUCUUGGAGGAACGAAAUAUGAAAAUAAUCCCAAUACGGACGUUUGGAUCGGAGAUAAAGCUGCUAUAAUCAAUGGUGUUUUAGAAUUGUGUCCGUCUCUUAAGCAUGCUACACAUCUAAGUGAUUGGGCUGCUUCACGACCAUGUCGAAGUUCAAUGCGAGUCGAGAAAGAAGAUUUACUAGUUCCAGCUAAAGAUGGCGCCCGAACUGUGAAGGUAGUGCAUAAUUAUGGACACGGAGGAAGCGGAGUCACUGUGCACUGGGGAUGCGCAGGAGAAGCCGUCCAGCUAAUCACGCAAUGCAUGGAUGAAAUAAGACAACAAAAAUCGAAGUUGUAAUGAAAUAUUCACGUGAAUAAUCUGACAAAAAUAUCUGACAAACAAUAAAUUAAUAAAUAAAUCCAUGGAAUAAUUACAGACUUAGAAACUGUGUUCAACAACAAUAACAAUGAUAAUUUUAAAACUUCGUCAAAUAUGGAUGAAGCCACGCCAAAUAAUUAGUACAUCUAAGCAAAUUCUUUAUAUUUUUAAACGACUUCAAAAUCCUCGCAAAUUUUAUGAAUGCUUCACUUGUAACAUUGAAUUUCAGCGACUUUCAACCGAUUAAAUUACAGUUACAUCCCAGUAACUCGAACACCGGAUAACUCAAAAUUUCAUUAUCUCGAACCACUUUUUGGGGUCCCUUCUAAGGCUAAUUUAUUCGGAUAAACUUUUUACUCAAGAGAAGGAAAUCAAAGACUAGAUAAAUGUCAGAUUUUUUUCCUUUUUAUUAUCUCCUGAUGUAUUAUAGAUGGAUAAUGUUGUCUGUCAAGUAAAAUUCAAUUUACAAGGGA